This is a messenger RNA of Conger conger (European conger), 3186 nucleotides long. Its product is annotated as serine/threonine-protein kinase BRSK2-like. Gene Ontology annotation, biological process: protein phosphorylation; intracellular signal transduction; microtubule cytoskeleton organization. The record is from RefSeq and is a predicted model, not a curated record. The transcript is spliced from 19 exons. Bases 356 to 2779 code for a protein of 807 amino acids. NCBI's taxonomy places the organism in Eukaryota, Metazoa, Chordata, Actinopteri, Anguilliformes, Congridae. Gene Ontology annotation, molecular function: protein serine/threonine kinase activity; ATP binding; tau-protein kinase activity. Gene Ontology annotation, cellular component: cytoplasm.
CUGGCUGCUCCACAGCACCGACACUGGCGGUUAGAAGUCGUGCAGGCUUCCCAAGCACAAUUCUGUUUGAAUCCUAGAGCGCCCCUGUUCAUCUGCAGCAAAAAAAAGAGAAGAGAGAGAGAGAGAGAGGGAGUGUGUGUGAGCGCAAGAGGAGGGCGAUAGAGAGAGAAUAUACCUACUCAUACAGCAAUCCAGAGAGGGAGAGACGGAGAGCGAGAGACCGGAGGACGCAACUGGGCUGGGAAAUAAAUGUAAAAAAAGAAUCGUUGGACCUGCUGAGAAACAGAGAGGAUUGCGUUAUUCUCUGAAUAACUGCAGUUUCGCUUUAGAGCAGUCAUUACUUCGUGUUUUCAAGAUGUCAUCGUCGGGUAAAGACAACAGCGGCGCUCAACAUGCCAAUUACGUGGGACCGUAUCGCUUGGAAAAAACCCUGGGCAAAGGACAGACAGGCCUGGUAAAGCUGGGAGUCCACUGUGUCACCUGCCAGAAAGUGGCCAUAAAGAUCGUGAACAGGGAGAAGCUCAGCGAGUCCGUGCUCAUGAAGGUGGAGCGAGAGAUAGCCAUUCUGAAGUUGAUAGAACACCCACACGUUUUAAAGUUGCACGACGUCUAUGAAAACAAGAAAUAUUUGUAUCUGGUUCUGGAGCACGUGUCCGGCGGGGAGCUCUUCGACUACCUCGUAAAAAAGGGCCGGUUAACACCGAAGGAAGCUCGGAAGUUCUUUCGACAGAUCAUCUCCGCGCUGGACUUCUGCCACAGUCACUCAAUAUGCCACAGAGACCUGAAGCCAGAGAACCUGUUGUUAGACGAGAAGAACAACAUCAGAAUAGCAGACUUCGGCAUGGCCUCCCUACAAGUGGGCGACAGUCUCCUGGAGACCAGCUGUGGGUCCCCGCACUACGCCUGUCCAGAAGUCAUCAGGGGGGAGAAAUAUGAUGGGAGGAAAGCAGAUGUGUGGAGCUGUGGGGUGAUUCUCUUUGCACUGUUAGUGGGGGCGCUGCCGUUCGACGAUGACAACCUGCGGAACCUGCUGGAGAAGGUGAAGCUGGGCGUGUUCCACAUGCCGCACUUCAUCCCGCCGGAUUGCCAGAACCUUCUGCAGGGGAUGAUCGAGGUGGACGCCACCAAGCGGCUCACGUUAGAACAGAUCCAGAAACACACGUGGUACAUCGGGGGCAAGAACGAGCCGGAGCCGGAGCAGCCGGUGCCCAGGAAGGUGGCGAUCCGCACGCUGCCCGCGGCCGAGGACAUCGACCCGGACGUGCUGGAGAGCAUGCACUCGCUCGGCUGCUUCAGAGACAAGAACAAACUGAUGAAGGACCUGCUGUCGGAGGAAGACAAUCAGGAGAAGAUGAUCUACUUCCUUCUGCUGGAUCGCAAGGAGAGGUAUCCCAGCCAGGAGGACCAGAACCUCCCACCUCGAAACGAAAUAGACCCCCCCAGGAAGCGAGUGGACUCUCCCAUGCUGAACAGACACGGGAAGAGGAGACCGGAGAGGAAGUCCAUGGAGGUUCUGAGCGUGACGGACGGCGGAUCUCCGGUGCCGGCGAGGCGGGCCAUCGACAUGGCACAGCACGGGCAGAGGUCUCGGUCCAUCAGCGGAGCCUCCUCUGGCCUCUCCACCAGCCCCCUGAGCAGCCCACGGCCCGUCAGGCGGUUCUUCAUCCCCCCCCAGUCCCCCGACCUCUCCUGGUCCCCCAACUCGAGCCCCUCCCACUCCCCGGAGCCCCGCCCCAAUAGGACGGGCGCGGUCACGCCCACGCCAAACUCCUUCCAGCCAAAGACGGGGACCCUCCACGCCAACCCAAAGACGCAGACCCUCCCAGCCAAGCCCAAAGUCGCAGAUAAGCCCCUCCAGUCGACCCGGUCCAACCCCCUCCCCAACACGGCCGUUAACCUCUCCCCCGCCAAACUGGAGUCCUCGCCCGCGCGCCACCUGCAGCGGAACUCUCCCUCGGUGCCCAGCAGUCCCCAGGUGCGCCGGCCGCCGCUGCCCGUCCCGGCCCAGCUGUGCGCCGUGGUGCCCCUCUCCCCCAUCCGGCUGGGCCGCUUCCACCCGGGGCCCGGCAGUGACCACGGCCCCAAAUCUAUCCCCGUCAUACAGGUGACCCCCCACCCCUCCCCCCGGGGGAGCCCCCUCCCCACCCCGAAGGGCACGCCCGUGCACACGCCCAAGGAGAGCCCGGCGGGCACGCCCACCCCCACGCCGCCCCCCAGCCCCUCCAUCGGGGGCCUGCCCUGGAGGACGCGCCUCAACUCCAUCAAGAACAGCUUCCUGGGGUCCCCGCGCUUCCACCGCAGGAAACUGCAAGUCCCCACGCAAGAGGAGAUGUCCAGCCUCACCCCCGAGUCUUCCCCCGAACUUGCCAAAAAAUCCUGGUUUGGUAAUUUUAUCAACUUGGAGAAGGAGGAGCAGAUCUUCGUGGUCAUCAAGGACAAGCCACUGAGCUCCAUCAAAGCGGACAUCGUCCACGCCUUCCUCUCGAUCCCCAGCCUCAGUCACAGCGUGAUCUCGCAGACCAGUUUCCGGGCGGAGUACAAGUCCACCGCGGGACCCACGGUGUUCCAGAAGCCCGUGAAGUUCCAGGUGGACAUCACCUACACGGAGAGCACCGCCGCCCAGAAGGAGAACGGGAUCUACUCCGUCACCUUCACUCUGCUCUCGGGCCCCAGUCGGCGCUUUAAGCGGGUGGUGGAGACGAUCCAGGCGCAGUUGUUAAGCACACACGACCAGCCCGGGGUCCAGCAGCUGUCCGGAAUCAUCCAGAAAACGUAUUAAGCCCCGCCUCCAGCUCCCUGUCCUGACCAAUGCCGCGCGAGAUGGAUGUUUGUUUGAAGGAGGCUCUUUUCCCGGAGAGUGAGUGAGUGGGCGACUAGGGAAAGAGACACUUCGUGCAGGAUGCAUUAAAAAAAAAAAACAACCCAACAAUCCCAACUUCAGCACCUCCAAGAGUGUUACCUGAACAAGAACCCCCCUCUCCCCCACACACACACAGCUAUGCCCCCCCCCACAACCACCACCCCUGGACACGCUGAUCAGAGACAGAGACAACCCAGAGGAACUGAGGAGAAGCCUUAAGAGGACAUGUCCAUCAUGUGUGCAACACACACACACACACAAACACACACACACACACACUCACACACACACACAUACGCACACACACACACACUCACACACACACA